AUGGCUCCUCAUGACCUGGAUGAGGGUAGAAUGUCAGAUUUACUGUCGUCGUCUCUUUUGCGAGCCUCCUCGAUCAUCAUCCGUCACUCGACCUUUUCUAUCGCUAUCGCACUGAACCUGUUUGCCUUUCUCCUAUUUCGAUAUCUGAACAGCCCAUGGCGUAGAUUGCCCCCGGGCCCUACUGGGUAUCCACUCAUCGGAAGCGCGCUCAGGUUCUUUGACCCUUCUUGGUUAGUCGGAGAGUCUCCUAAGUAUGGAGAUAUCGUGUAUCUGAACGUCGCGGGACGGCCGACCGUGAUACUAAACACUCAGAAGGCAGCGACGACUCUUCUUGACCGACGCUCUUCGAACUACUCUGGGCGCCCGCGCAUGAUCGUGGCCAACGAGAUCAUGUGUGACAACAAGUUCCUGGUACUAGAACCGUUCAAUGACAGGUUCCGCCAAAAGCGCCGUGCUAUCCAUGAAGGUUUCAACAAAUCUGCCAGCAGCCGCUUCCAACCCGCACUCGAGGAAGACGCGAUCCGCCUUGCAUCAUCGCUCACACAAGACGCAGAAGCUUUCAGAAAGUACUAUCAUACCUUCGCUUGCUCGAUGGUGCUCGGUGUCACGUAUGACCGUCCACUGCUCGGGCGACCAGAAGAUGAACAGCUGCGUGAGCGUAUCGAGGCUUUUGUGAAGAGAGCCCAGGAGACGACCGCCCCUGGGGCGUACUACGUUGAACUCCUUCCGUGGAUGAAGUACCUGCCCGCAUGGAUGGCCAAGUGGAAACGGGACGCGCUCGCUACCCGCCGUGAAACGACGUCGUUCUUCAUGGAACUCAAGGACGAGGUAGCCACUCGGAUGGUCCGUGGAUUGGUACGGCCUUGCCUUGCGGCUACGAUGCUUGAAGAUGCGGGGCGUUUUCAGUUGUCCGCCCUUGAGACGGCAUGGGCGGCUGGGUUCAUGUAUACGGCAGGGUCGAGUACCACCUCCACUAUGCUUGAGUUCUGGACCCUCGCCAUGGUCGCCUUCCCAAACAUACAGAGGAAAGCACAAGCUGAGAUCGACACUGUGGUUGGUCGUGGACGGUUACCAACUUUCUCGGAUCGAGCACACCUUCCAUAUACGACUGCGCUUCUACGUGAGGUAUUGCGCUGGCGCACAGGCCUUCCGUUCGGUGUUCCACACACUUCGGAAGCCGAUGACUAUUACGAGGGCAUGUUCAUCCCCAAGGGAACAGUCUUGCUCGCAAACAUCAUGCCAUGCAAUCAGGAUCGCGCCGUAUAUGGCGAUGACGCGCACGUCUUCAACCCGGAAAGACAUCUCGACCAGUCUGGGCAGCUUGCUCCUGCGCCUGCCUUUACCAAGGACCACGGCCACGUCUCAUUCGGUUUCGGGCGACGGAUUUGUGUUGGACAACACGUCGCCAUGGACGCCCUCUUCAUCGCGACUACGAUGCUUCUCUGGAGCUUCACACUCGAGAAAGCAAAAGGCGCCGACGGACAGGAGAUAGAGGUAGACGCCGAAGGCUACAACGAUGCUGGACUACUCUUAGCACCAAAGGAUUUCGAAUGCGCCAUCCGACCGCGAUUCGCAGACGUGGACGCUCUCUUGUCAACGGAGAAAGAACGACACGCAUAG
Messenger RNA from Peniophora sp. CBMAI 1063, 1620 nucleotides. NCBI's taxonomy places the organism in Eukaryota, Fungi, Basidiomycota, Agaricomycetes, Russulales, Peniophoraceae. The record is from the annotation of a GenBank genome assembly.